Momordica charantia (bitter melon) is the source of this 625-nucleotide messenger RNA. Its product is annotated as protein CYSTEINE-RICH TRANSMEMBRANE MODULE 9. NCBI's taxonomy places the organism in Eukaryota, Viridiplantae, Streptophyta, Magnoliopsida, Cucurbitales, Cucurbitaceae. The record is from RefSeq and is a predicted model, not a curated record. Gene Ontology annotation, cellular component: plasma membrane.
AUUUCCAUGCAACUUCUCUUUUCAUAUGCAAAAUGUAAAUAUAAAUUGCAAACGCCAUGGUUUCUCCCAACAUUCAUAAACUCGAUCGACUCAUAUUAAUUCCUUUCCUCCCGCCUUAAUCGUUUCUUCGAAAUUCUUACUUUCUUACGGUCGAAGAUUUCGGUUGUUGCUUUGCUUUUGCCGUCAUGAGCCAAUAUCGCCCUCAAGAAAUUCCCAUGGCGUACCCGGCGCCUCCUCCGUCGUAUCCGGCGGCGGAGCAAUUUAAGGGUCCUUAUGUGACGGCUCCGCCGCCCGUUGGGUAUCCGGUGAAGGACGCUCCUGUUGAGUACCCUCACCAAACUUCCCAAACUCAAUCCAGAGGAGAUGGCUUCUGGAAAGGAUGCUGCGCUGCCCUGUGUUGCUGCUGGGUAUUGGAUUGCGUCUUCUGAUAAAGCUUUGGCUGAGAAUUGAGACACAUUCAUUUUUAGUUUUACCCGUUUAGUAUUCGGGUUAUGUAUCCGCCCUCUAUUAUUCUUCUGUAUUGUUUUAGCAUACUCGUCUUUCUUUUUUCAGAACAUUCAUUGAUUUGAUUGUCAUUUAUUUUUGUUAAUAAAUAAAAUUUCAUUACGUGAUACAUUUGAUCCUA